CUGCGUCCCUCACUCAAAACCCUAAACACAAGCUCAAAAAAAUAUUCAAAGUAGGGUUUUGCAACUCUUCUGCAUCGAGCCGCUCUUUCUUUUAAUCUAUCUCAAACCCCAUAAAAGAUCUCAACUCCCAUUUCAAAUCUCUUCACUCUCAACAAUGGGGAAAUCAAGCAAGAAAUCAACCCCAAAAGUUGAAGUAGCUCCUGCUGCAGUUCCUCUGCCUGGAAAGAAAGGUAAGAGAGAAGCUGAAGAGACUCCUGAGAAACAAGUGACUACCAAAAAGCAGAAGAAAAACGAUGGCGUAGCGCAGGCUGUUGUACAGAAGAAGGUUGAAGCUAAGACUCAGAAGAAGAAGAAAGAUGAAACCAGUAGCUCGUCUGAUGACUCUUCUGAAUCCGAAGAUGAACCUGCACCUGUGAAGAAACAGCCGACUAUUGCCAAGAAUGGUUCUAUACCUACAAAGAAAGCAAAACAAGCUAGCAGUUCAGGUUCUUCAGACUCUAGCAGCGAGGAAGAAUCAUCUGAUGAAGAAGCUCCUGCCCAGAAUAAAAAACCCGCAGUUGCUACUACAAAACCCUCUGUUCCAGCUGCUAAGAAAGUGAAAGCUGAUAGCAGUUCAGAUUCUUCUUCUGAUGAUGAUUCUGACGGGGAUGAUGAGCCUGCCUCAAAAACAAACGUAGCAGUAGCUGCUAAAAAUGGAGCUGCACCUGUUAAGAAAGAUAAGGAUUCUGGCAGUUCAGAUGAAGAUAGCAGCUCAGAUGAAGAGGAAGAAAAACUGAAGCCUGCUGCUAAGAAAGGACCUACUUCUGUUACUAAGAAGGAAUCAAGUGAUAGUUCAGAAAGCGAGAGCUCUUCGGAUGAAGAUGAUAAACCUCCUCAAAAGGCUGCUUUGCCUGCAUCUUCUGUGAAGACUAAAUCAUCAUCCAGUGAGAGCAGCUCUGAGGAGGAUUCCGACGAGGAUUCUGAUGUGGAUGCCAAGAAAGCAACUACUGUGAAGAAAGCUUCUGCUCCUCCUGCCAAGAAGGUCGAGGAAUCCAGCAGUAAUGACUCUGAUGACGAAAAGCCAAAGGUUGCUUCAAAUGCUAAAGCUGUUAAAAAAGCAAGCAGUAGUGAAGAGGAAGAUUCUGAGGAAUCAUCAGAUGAUGAGGAAAGUGAUGAAGAUGAAGCCCCAAAGAAAAAAGAUACAGAUGUUGAAAUGAUUGAUGCUUCAACACCUGCCAAGCAGGAUUUUAAGUCUGAGAAGAAAGCUCCCCAAACUCCUGCAACCCCUCAAGCUGCUGGAUCAAAGACUCUGUUUGUUGGAAACUUAUCUUUUCAAGUUGAAGAAGCUGAUGUAAAGAAUUUCUUCAAAGAUGCUGGUGAAAUUGUGGAAGUCCGUUUUUCCUCUGACCCUGAAGGGAACUUUAAGGGCUAUGGACAUGUUGAAUUUUCUACAGCAGAGGCUGCACAAAAGGCACUAGAGUUGAAUGGUGAAUAUUUGCUGAAUCGUGCAGUUAGACUUGAUUUGGCUCGUGAAAGGGGCGCAUAUACACCACACAGCGGCGAUGGGAACAGUUCAUUCCAGAAAGGAGGAAGAGGUCAAUCUCGAACAAUAUUUGUCAAAGGAUUAGAUCAAUCUCUUGACCAGGAUGAGAUCAAGAAUUCCUUGCAAGAGCAUUUUGGUUCUUGUGGUGAGAUUUCUAGGGUGGCGAUACCAACAGAUCGGGAAACUGGUUCUGUGAAAGGUUUUGCUUACAUGGAUUUCGCGGAUGAUGAUAGUUUUAACAAAGCUCUGGAACUUAAUGGGUCGAAACUUAAUAAUUAUUACUUGACUGUCGAUGAGGCGAAACCGAAAGGUGAUUUUGGUGGUGGUCCGGGUAGUGGAAGAGGUGGAAGGAGUGGUGGAUGGAGUGGCGGAAGGGAUGGUGGUGGACGUGGAGGUCGUGGCGGAAGGGAUGGUGGCCGAGGCGGUAGGCGUGGAGGUGGCCGAUUUGGUGGUGGUAGAGGUGGACGUGGAACACCUAAUAAACCAAAUCUUGCUGCUGCUGGCACUGGAAAGAAGACUACUUUCAAUGAUGAGGAUUAAUGAAGCGUGGAGUAGUUUCAAAUGGAAAUGUUUUGGUUUAGGAUUAAACUCAGUUUUGUUUUUCUUCAACUAUUAUGUCGAAUUUGUUGCUACAAUUUUAAAUGUCUUGUUUGUUAAGUAACCAGAAAAUUAUCCUACCAUUUUGAUAUUUUUUGC
This is a messenger RNA of Hibiscus syriacus, 2218 nucleotides long. RefSeq names its product nucleolin 1-like. The record is from RefSeq and is a predicted model, not a curated record. NCBI's taxonomy places the organism in Eukaryota, Viridiplantae, Streptophyta, Magnoliopsida, Malvales, Malvaceae. Bases 155 to 2062 code for a protein of 635 amino acids. Gene Ontology annotation, molecular function: RNA binding. The transcript is spliced from 18 exons.